UUUGUUCUGUGACAGCUGAAAGGAGAAAAUGGUACAGAAGUCCAUCUAAUGGAGUUAACAAAGCGAGUACUUUACCUGACAGUAGUGCUAAUUACAUGUGACGUAAUCGGAAAACGCAGGGGUCAGAAUCCUCCAAACCCUGAUGCCCCACGGUUGCUGGCCUUUUCCGUGGACCCACCGGUCAACCACACUCCUAAACUAGUCGUCGUCCCCGUGGAUACUAAAACUGACUUACGGCUAGGAUGUAGGAAGAAAAAUAUAAAUGAACCCAUUCAGGUAUUCUGGGAAAAAAUUGGCCCAAGGGGAGUAGAACAGAUCACCAGCAUGAUCACCCCUUAUCCCGAGGAUAGUGAAAAAUAUGAAGUUUCCACGGGCUCCUCAAUUAGUGAUGACGUCACUGACCUGUUUUACCUCACAGUUAAUAACAUUGAUUAUCAUGAUAUGGGGAAGUAUGUUUGUCAGACUUACUACAAGUACAGAAGAAUAGGUGGGGAAGUCGUGGUUUAUGUUAGAGGUCCCCCAAAAGUAGGUCUUUUUGAGUCCAUGAUCUCUGGAAUGCUGAAUUGGGACCUUAAAUUAGUGUGCCCUUUCCACUCCAAGGACGACAUUGAUGUCAGCAAUACUCUUUGGUAUAAAGGAGACCAACCACUCCAUAAUGGCACAAACGACAGGUAA
Saccostrea echinata is the source of this 675-nucleotide messenger RNA. RefSeq lists its product as uncharacterized. NCBI's taxonomy places the organism in Eukaryota, Metazoa, Mollusca, Bivalvia, Ostreida, Ostreidae. Bases 49 to 675 code for a protein of 208 amino acids. The transcript is spliced from 4 exons. The record is from RefSeq and is a predicted model, not a curated record.